AGAUGUUCUGCAUGUUACUGAUUUAUUUCAUCUACAGAAAUUGUAUCAGAAAUGACUUUGAGAUCAGCUGAUUAAAAAGAGUCUUUGUAAGAAAAGGAUGUGUAUCAGAGUGUUGAUGGUGUUAAUAAUGACAGGAAGCACGUCCCUGCAGUCUCUCCUUUAUCUGCUCCUCACGCUGAUCAUCUCUUCACUCAGCACCAGAGUCCCAUCACACACGGACACCAUGCUGCCAGCGCUCUGCUCUCUCUUCACUGUUCUCUCAUGUGUCAGUUGUGUGACUGUGGUGACGCAGAAGCCUCCUGUUCUCACACUGACUCAGGGACAGACGGCCACCAUGGACUGUAAUCUGGGGACUGUUACUGAUAGUGCUGCACGCUUUUAUAAACAGGUUCCUGGAGGAGUUCCUCAGUAUGUUUUGAGGAAUUAUCAUGAAUGGAGCGAUCCUAAAUAUGGGUCUGGUUUCUCAUCUCCUAAAUUCACAUCAUCACACUCCUCUAAAUCAGAUUAUAAAGUAAUAAUCAGUAAUGUAGAGGUGGGAGAUUCAGCAGUGUAUUACUGUAACACAUGGGACAGCUCUGCUAAAGAGCACGUAUUCGGCCAAGGAACAAAGCUAAUCGUCAGCGACGCUGCUCUCCCGGCUCCUGUUCUGAACCUUCUCCCUCCGUCCAGUGAAGAGCUGAAGUCUACAAAAGCCACUCUGGUGUGUUUGGCCAACGACGUGGCUGGUGGUUUUGCUGAUGUGCGUUGGCUCGUGAACGGGAACCCGGUCACCAGUGGAGUCAUCACCGGCUCUGCACAGCAGCAAGCCAAUAAGAAAUUCUCCCUGAGCAGCUAUUUGACCAUCGACAGCUCCGAGUGGGACGACAAAGUCAUAACGUGUGAAGUGUCUGCUGGAGGAAAAGCCGCAUCGGUGAAGAUCAAGAAGUCUGAAUGCAGUGAAUGAACCUGAUCACAGCUUUGACCUGUUUAUUGUUUAGCUGUAGAAAUGAUUUAAAAUCUGUAGUUUAAUGUGUAGAAAAGAAUUCAGUUUUAUUGAGAAUAAAAAGUCCUGAUGCUGCAAUCGCUUUGCUUUUGUGUUUGAGGAAUCAGAUGAAGGUUAAUAAAGUGCAUUACAGAAAAAAGUA
Messenger RNA from Silurus meridionalis, 1124 nucleotides. Its product is annotated as immunoglobulin lambda-1 light chain-like. The record is from RefSeq and is a predicted model, not a curated record. NCBI's taxonomy places the organism in Eukaryota, Metazoa, Chordata, Actinopteri, Siluriformes, Siluridae.